Messenger RNA from Diabrotica virgifera virgifera (western corn rootworm), 722 nucleotides. RefSeq lists its product as uncharacterized. Lineage: Eukaryota; Metazoa; Arthropoda; Insecta; Coleoptera; Chrysomelidae. Gene Ontology annotation, biological process: sleep; regulation of synaptic transmission, cholinergic; positive regulation of voltage-gated potassium channel activity. The coding region runs from base 225 to 707 and encodes 160 amino acids. The transcript is spliced from 4 exons. The record is from RefSeq and is a predicted model, not a curated record.
AUUCGAGGCCUUGUACUGAUUAGCGUUUACAGCCAGCCGAGCCAGCCAACCGAUUUCUUCUAAUUUAGUGACUCUAUGUCUCUAACGUAGAAGUCUAUGCAACUCUUGCUCUAUUUUCCAGGAAAAAUAUUGAUCCUUGUUUAAAAUACUCUUUGUAAUAAAGUUGUUGCUACUAACAACGCGCAUUGUAUGUACACUGCAUACAUGCAUCUUGAAAACUCGAGAUGAUAAAGUUACUCCUGGCUUUUCAUUUGCUACACACUGCGUUUGUAUAUUCCAUUGACUGUUUUAAAUGUAUAUCAGUAAACAACGAUUUUGUACCUUGUGAAGACCCUUUUCAUCACAACUUCACGAAUGAUAUUUAUCAAUCGCCUUGCAUGGGCGGUAAAAAAGGACGAGAUGGACUGUUUCCUGCUACUUCUUGUAUAAAAAUAGCCGGAAUAUUUGAUGAUACCGAAGACGCAAUUGUUGUUCGUGGAUGUGCCUUAGAUAGCGGAACCUUAACUACUGAUACUGAAAUUGUCAGAAUGUCGCAUUGUGGCAGCUUCUAUUAUGAAAAUAGGUACGUAAGAGGUUGCGUGCAAAGCUGUAAUGACGCGGACGGCUGCAAUAAAGGUGCUCAAGAGAAACUUAACUCAUGGACAAUAUUAUUAUCUAUGUUUCUCGCAAAAGUCUAUCCAUUAUGUUAUAAAUUAUACACUUUUUAAAUAAAAUAAUUUAAG